This is a messenger RNA of Frankliniella occidentalis (western flower thrips), 2670 nucleotides long. RefSeq lists its product as uncharacterized. Lineage: Eukaryota; Metazoa; Arthropoda; Insecta; Thysanoptera; Thripidae. Bases 50 to 2110 code for a protein of 686 amino acids. The record is from RefSeq and is a predicted model, not a curated record. The transcript is spliced from 3 exons.
UCGGUCUUGGAGGUCGGGGUGACCGCCGCACACUGGUACGGCAGUUGCCAUGUCGCCUGUUUACAUACUCGGUGCUGGACGGCCGCACUCGGGCCGCACCAUGGCUGUCGUGCGCGUGCUCGUCGUGCUCGGACUCCUCCUGCAGGCCGCCGGCGCGCUCACGUCGUUCGAUUGCUCGAAGCCGGGUCCGAGGCUGGCGGCCGUCGGCCUGGUCGACGUGGCGCCCUGCGGCCCCCCCGACGCCACCGUGCCGCCGCCGGCGCUCCGGGAGGUGCAGGUCGUGCAGAUGAGGAACUUCAACAAGAUCAGGGUGCGCACCUGCCACGUGGAACUGGAGAGGCGCUUGUACUACUGCCCCAGCUACACGUUCGGAAACAACCGCAACUUCGGCGAGGUACUCGGCGGGCGCGACACCAACAUCCACUGGCUCACACCCGGCGCCUGCGACGAGAUGCACACCCGGGGCACGGCCAGCAUCUACGGCAACCCCAUCUCGGGCCUCAGGGUCAACGAGGAGGUCAACGACCGGUGGCUGACCAUUCGCGGCAGCUUCCAGAACGACGCGUCCUGUCACGGCAUGUGGUUCGGGUACAACGGCCACAACUACGAGCGCAUCGCGGCGGCCGGCAACGCCCGCAUCGCGCUGCGGACCCUGGAGGCACGCGUGGACCUCAAGGAGGACACCGUCGUCCUGCCCUCGGGGGGCGUGUGCUCGUACCGGGGCGGCAGCUGUCGCGACGUGACGGAGGGGAACGUGCUGUGGGACUACGAGCCCAUGGACGACUGCGGCGAGCACCGGCUGGACGUGCUGUACUCGGGCCCGGCCAACCUGACCGCGGUGGGAGGCAACUCGUCUUACCUGUCGGUGCUGACGGGCACCACCUUGGCGGCCCUGAUGGUCAGGACGGACGACCCCUCCCCGCUGUGCGAGGCGACCGCCUACCCCACCCAGGACCCCCGCGUCCUCGUGCUCCUCCGCGAGGACGGCCAGGGCCCGCUCCCGUUCACGAAGAAGGAAAUGGACCCCGACAAUGUCGACAUGAUGUACCACGUGAACGCCAUGUCGCUGUUCCUGGAGCGGUGGGCGCGCGAGCGGGCCCUCCUCGCCGCGUACGAGCAAUGCGAGUCGGAGCACGCGCGGCUGCGGGAGGCGCUGCUGCUGGCGCGCGUGUCCCCGGGCGCUGCCGCGCGCCUGGUCAUGGGGGGCACGCCGGGCUACACGGGGGUGGUGCGCGGGGACGUGCUGUACGUCGCCCAGUGCGAGGCCCGGGACCUGCCCCUGCGCGUGGCCGGCCGCUGCUACCUGCAGAUCCCCGUGUGGGACGGCGACACGCCGGCCUUCGCCGAGCCCGCGACGCGCGCCCUGGUGCCCGCCUCCGCGGUGACGGAGGUGGACUGCGACUCCGUGCUCCUCCCAGUGCACUACAUCGACGACCAGUGGGUGGCCUUCACGCCCAACAUUACCAACGUGACCGUCUCGGUGCAGCGGCUCGGAGCGGCCCCGCAGCCUCCUAGCCUCGCGCCCCUGGCGGACUUUUUGGGUCGUGACCCGGAGAUCAUAAAUGACCCCAAUGAUCCUAAGGUCACGAAUGACCUCCUGUCGGCUUUCGGAUACCCCGCCGCCGUCCGCAACGACAGUGCCGCCCUCAACGACAGCACUAUUCUCAACGACAGCGCCAUCCUCAACGACAGCGCCAUCCUCAACGACAGCGCCAUCCUCAUUGACAGAACCUUUCCCAACGACAACACCAUCCUCAUCCUCGACAGCGCUCGCCUGUUCGACUCUUUUCUGUCGUCAGUCGAAACGUUUGGAUCCUACUGCUCAAUCUUUGUCACAGUGUGCAUUCUCGUCCUCGCGCUGCGCAGCACUGUCAAAUGGAUCAUGCGCAGGCGACUCCUGUUCGUUGCCAUUUGGAGAUCGUUCGCAGAGGCCUUCGUGUUCGAGCACGUGUACGUUGUCCAGAACGAGAAGCUCCCGGACUGUGACACUGGAAUGCGCAAAGACACCGUAGCAGGGGAGGCCCUGUCGGACAACCAGUGCGACCGCGGGGACGACUUUGAGGAAUUUGAGCUGGACAAGGUCUCACCCUGCGCCAAUGCGACGAAAUGAAAGGUGACGAAACGAGACUCUCUACACUUGGACUGCACUGCGAGUCCAUCGCUCACUGCGGUAACGACGCGGGGGCGCCACGCAUGCUGCUGCAGCAGCUCAUGAGCAGCGCCGGGCUUACAUUGUAACGAAUCCAUUGUGUUGCGCCGCUUAGCAGCGCGAUAAACCAGCAUUUGUGCCCCCAUAUGAUGCUCUUUACAGCACCUCAAGGUCUUCCCUACACUGCACUCUCAGACCUGUACUGAUUUAUUUAUAAAGGUUUUUAUGCAGCAGGAUGGCUGACUAAUUUGUUACCCAUUCUGUAUUUUACUGACGAAAACAGUUGUCAGUAGCUUAUGAAGGUUUUUAUGCAGCAGAAACACUGACAAGGCGAGAAAAAAAAUCAGUAACAGGAUGGGAGUGUAGAAACGGAAGCGUGUGAAUAUGUCGCACACUUAUAGGUGUGUGUACAACACUCGCACACAUGGAGGCACAAAGUGUGUGGAUUCCGGAAGGAAAACUUCGGAAAAUGCACACCAAUGCCCCCUCACGGGUACGAAUUGGCAUUCGCACACACCUAC